Molecule: messenger RNA, 919 nt
Organism: Choloepus didactylus (southern two-toed sloth)
Lineage: Eukaryota; Metazoa; Chordata; Mammalia; Pilosa; Megalonychidae
Product: 5-oxoprolinase-like
Exons: 5
Coding region: 257-823 (188 amino acids)
Biological process (GO): glutathione metabolic process
Cellular component (GO): cytosol
Molecular function (GO): 5-oxoprolinase (ATP-hydrolyzing) activity
Source: RefSeq, a predicted model, not a curated record
GCCGGUGGUGGUGGACGACGUGCGAGUGAGGGGAACCGGCCGCAGCGGCCUUUGCCUCAAGGACACCCCCAAAGCCCAGACUGGGCCCCCCCCGGGUGGACAAGCACCAUCCUGGUGGAGCCUGGCUGCCAGGCAGAGGUGACGGACACCGGGGACAUCCGCAUCUCGGUGGGAGCCGAGGCUGCCAGCACUGUGAGCACCCAGCUGGACCCCAUCCAGCUGUCCAUCUUCUCGCACCGCUUCAUGAGCAUCGCCGAUGGGGCGCAUCCUGCAGCGCACGGCCAUCUCCACCAACAUCAAGGAGCGGCUGGACUUCUCCUGCGCCCUCUUCGGGCCUGACGGCGGGCUGGUCUCCAACGCCCCCCACAUCCCCGUGCACCUGGGGGCCAUGCAGGAGACCGUGCAGUUCCAGAUCCAGCACCUGGGGGCCGACCUCCACCCGGGUGAUGUGCUCCUGAGCAACCACCCCAGAGCGGGGGGCAGCCACCUGCCAGACCUGACCGUCAUCACACCGGUGUUCUGGCCGGGCCAGAUGCAGCCUGUGUUCUACGUGGCUAGCCGGGGGGCACCACGCGGAUAUCGGGGGCAUCACGCCGGGGCUCCAUGCCCCCCCACUCCACCACGCUGCAGCAGGAGGGUGCCGUCUUCCUGUCCUUCAAGCUUGUCCAGGGGGGCGUCUUCCAGGAGGAGGGUGAGUGGGGGAGCUGUGUCUGGCGGCUGUAGGGUCAGCAGGCAGGCACUGUGGCCGCUGCCCUCAGAGGCCAGGCUCUGCAGGUGCUGGGACGCCAUCCACGGCCCCGGAGUGCUCCAGGCGCCCGGGUAGGGGCGGUGACCCCACGGGGUGGGGCGGCAGCCCUGCAGAGUUGAGGCUCUGUUGGGGUCCAGGAAGACAUGUGGGAGGUGGUUUGCGGUGGCGUGA